Cyprinodon variegatus (sheepshead minnow) is the source of this 1572-nucleotide messenger RNA. It is a transcript of the gene mal2, whose product is annotated as protein MAL2-like. The record is from RefSeq and is a predicted model, not a curated record. The transcript is spliced from 4 exons. Gene Ontology annotation, molecular function: structural constituent of myelin sheath. Lineage: Eukaryota; Metazoa; Chordata; Actinopteri; Cyprinodontiformes; Cyprinodontidae. Gene Ontology annotation, cellular component: membrane. Bases 142 to 705 code for a protein of 187 amino acids. Gene Ontology annotation, biological process: myelination.
UCGGGGGAUACAUGACUCCAGAGGAAUUUCUCCCCCCUUCUCCCGUCUUUUGUUCAGCUGCGUUUUUUGUUUUUUUUUUUCCCCCUCUGAGGGAGAGUGGACAGAGAGAGUCAGAGGAGUGGAGAGGGACGCAGAUAGAAGAUGUCGUCGGAACCAGCACCAAACCCCGACGCCACCUCCUUCCCAACGCCAACUAUCUCCUUACCUUUGGGACUGGGGGUGCUGAGGACAUACUCUGGAGCGCUUGUCUCUUUGGAAAUAUUAUUCGGAGGUCUGGUAUGGAUCUUGGUGGCAUCCUCCAACGUGCCCGUCCCUUUGCUCCAAGGCUGGGUGAUGUUUGUUUCCAUCACCACCUUCCUUCUGUCCUCUUGCUACCUCACUUUGCUCAUCACCGGAUUGGCUGACCGCAUCAACACGAACUGGAACUUUGUGGAUUUGUUUUACCACUUUUUAGCUUUGCUCUUCUACUUUUCUGCGUUUGUGUUGGAGGCGGCAACGACGGCAGCGAAUGGAGGAGCUCAUGUCAACUUGCUACCAAACAGCACCGAGUCCGUCCUGUGUAUAACCUACCCCCGGGGCAACAUUUUCACUGUGAUGACUUACACACAGUACAGCAUUAACGUGACAGCUACGAUAUUUGCAUUUUUUGUGACUCUCUGCUAUGGUUGCAGUAUGGUUAUGGGAUUCAGGAGAUGGAUGAAGUAACCAGGACGACGAACAUAAAGUAACAUCCUAACAACAGCAUGACUGUCUUAUACAAAGCAAUGUUAUUCUUCCGGUGAAGUACACACUGUUAUUACUCCAACGUGAUGCUUUUGUCACAUAGCAAACCCCACACAGCAAUCAUACUUUUCUGUUAUUUAAAAAUGUCUCCUAUACACCAAAUGAAUCCGUUUUAGAUAAGUUCAGUCAAAUGUUCCUCAGCGGGAACCCACUGGAAAUUAGAAAGAGACCAGAGAUGGCUUUAUACUGUAAAGCUAUAUUUUUAGACUUUUGACUAAUUUUGCAAAAUGAAAUGCAUAUUUUACUCCUUACUAAUUAAAAAAAAACAACGAUCUAUUGCUUUGAAAAACUUGGUCUUAGCUGCGUUUCUUGAUGUUUAAAUGUAUCUGAUACUACUAUAUGUUGCUUUAAGGACUGUCAGAUAUUCUCAUCUAAUAUGGGAAUAACAGCUUUUCCAGUAUUAUAACAGACACAUUAAAUUCAAAUUUGGCAUGCACUGAAUGUUAUGAUUGAAGUCCUUGCUUAAGUUGAUCUUUGGAUCUGUUGAUUUCACUUUAAAUGUAAUCAUAUAAUCCUGUCAUCAAUUAAACAGAAGAUAGAAAAUUUCAUAAAUUUUCAAACGUCUUCAUUUAGGUGGAUCUUUUAUCUGCAUAAGUUUUGGAAAGCAUUUAAAUAGUGUUUUAUAUUGAACUGUUGUAUUAUUUAACUGUGUUGAUCUAACUGAUUUUAAAUGUCACAGUGUAUGAUCUCAUUUAUUGUGCACUUUUUGUUUGUAUUAGACUAAUUAUUUAAUAGAUUUUUAAUUUGAAAGUUUGUCUUGACUCCUGCUACUUUUGAAAACUGAAAUGA